UGGGUGCAGAUCUCGAUACGCAUUAAAUUGCGUGAUCCGAUGGAGGUGUGCACGCAAGUGAAUUGCUCCUCUGCAAUUCCCAAUCCAACAUUAAUAAAUAUAGCAAUACACUGUUACGAGUGGUCCAAAAAAGAAAAAAGAAAAAGAAAAAUCAACGGAGAGAAAACAAACCCCCAAACAAGGCCCAAGCCCCCACGCGGCCAGCUCACCGCGCCCGUCGCCGGCGGCCGACACAUCCCAGAGCGAGCGAGAGAGCGAUCCCCACAAUCCCCGGUCCAACCCCAAAACCCGAUCCCCCACGCUACCACCUUUCCCGCCGCUGCCGCCUGCCCCUCGUUUCCCGUCGCACUCCCUCACUGGAGCUUUCCCUCUCUGCUUUUGAGCUGCUGCUUACCUUAAAGACGACACGCCACGCCAUCACGGCCCACGAGGUGACUGGCGAUGGCUUCGGAGACCGCGCCGUUCUGCGUCACGGGGGCCGCGGGCAAGGGCGGCGCGUCCCCGGCGCACGCCAGGCCGCACGGCCACGUCGUGCUCACCACCCGCAUCCACGACGCGCUCGUCUUCGCCGCGGGCGCCGUCGCGGCCGUGCUCCUGCUCCUCUGCUUCUCCUCGCUGCUCGCGCCCACGCCCGUGCCCAACCUCGUCGCCGGCCCCUCCCUCCCCUUCCCCACCUCCUUCCCGCAGCACCAGGCGGAGGACGACGACUCCGACUCGGAAGGCCUGUACGCCAGGCUCGCCGCGCGCCCGCGCACCUUCUACGACGACGACGCCGGCCUCUCCUACGCCGUGGACCGCCGGGUGACCGGCUGGGACGCCAAGCGCGCCGAGUGGCUCCGCCAGCACUACCCGCGCGGCCUCCGCGCGCGCCGCGGCCCCGGGGAGCGCGUCGUCAUGCUCUCCGGCUCGCAGUCCUACCCCUGCGCCGGCGACGGCGGCGACCACAUGCUGCUCCGCUUCCUCAAGAACAAGCUCGACUACGCCCGCCUCCACGGGAUGGAGCUGCUCUACAACACGGCGCUGCUGCAGCCCCAGAUGGUGGCCUACUGGGCCAAGAUCCCCGUUGUGCGCGCCGCCAUGCUCGCCCACCCGGAGGCCGAGUGGGUCUGGUGGCUCGACGCCGACGCCGUCAUCACCGACAUGGACUUCGCGCUCCCGCUCGCCACCAGGUACAAGGACCACAACCUCGUCGUCCACGGCUGGGACAGGGAGGUCUACGGCGCCAGGUCCUGGGUCGGCCUCAACGCCGGCGUCUUCCUCAUCCGCAACUGCCAGUGGUCGCUCGACUUCAUGGACGCAUGGGCCAGCAUGGGCCCGGCCUCGCCGGACUACGCGCGAUGGGGCAAGACACUCAUGGCCACGCUCAGCGACAAGCCCGACGCCGAGUCCGACGACCAGUCGGCGCUGGCAUACCUGCUGCUCAAGAACCGCAAGAAGUGGGGCGCCAGAACGUACCUGGAGCACGACUACUACUUCCAGGGAUACUGGGCGGAGAUCGUGGACAAGCUCGACGGCGUCGCGGCGAGGUACAGGGCGGCGGAGCGGCGGUUCGGGCCGGCGCUCCGGCGAAAGCACGCGGAGGGGGAGCACGCGCUGUACGCGGCGGCGAGGAGCGCGGCACUGAGGAAGAAGGACGGCGGCGUCCCGGGGCCCGAUGGGGGCGGGCAGAGGGCGUCCUGGCGCCGGCCGUUCGUGACGCACUUCACCGGAUGCAACCCCUGCGGCGGCAAGCCCAACGAGAUCUACUCCAACGAGACCUGCGCCGACGGGAUGCGGCGCGCGCUCAACCUCGCCGACGACCAGGUGCUCCGCGCCUACGGCUUCCGCCACGCCGGACCGCUCAAGGACGACGUGCGCCCGCUCUAGUUUAGUCGUAGUCGAAUUGAGCGUGCAGUCUGUUACAGCAAAAAUCAAACCACCAUUUACUUGUACUGUUUUAUUAGUGAAAUGAAAUGACAGCGUUGCUUGCUCUU
Messenger RNA from Hordeum vulgare subsp. vulgare (domesticated barley), 1973 nucleotides. RefSeq names its product probable glycosyltransferase 6. The record is from RefSeq and is a predicted model, not a curated record. Gene Ontology annotation, molecular function: galactosyltransferase activity. The coding region runs from base 442 to 1866 and encodes 474 amino acids. The transcript has a single exon. NCBI's taxonomy places the organism in Eukaryota, Viridiplantae, Streptophyta, Magnoliopsida, Poales, Poaceae. Gene Ontology annotation, cellular component: membrane; endosome; trans-Golgi network.